AAAUCACUGUACUGGGUGCUGGGUGUACAGUGGUAUUCUAAAGUUCUGGCUCUUGUGGGGCUUUAUUGUCUAGUUAAGGGUUGGAGAAACAUCCAAAUAAAUUAAAAUGCAGGGUCCAGUGAAAGAAAUGAACAGCGUUGGGGACCUGUUCUGUAGUUUUGCAAACUACUUAAGUAAAACUUCAGCUCUGCAACUUAGGAGCUGUGUGCCUUAACACAGGAAUGGUGAAAAUGAGUUGUUGAACACGCACUAUGGGAUGGUUCCAGUUCCCGGCAAAGGGUCAUUUCAGGUCAGGUGUGUGAAUGCAGAACAGGCUGCAUAGUGACCACUGUGGCAGAGAAAAGGGGUGUCGCUGCGUCCUUUGGCACUCAAGAGGAGAAACUGGAGGGGGCCCGCGGGGAUGGGUUAGCAGCAGGAGGCGGAGCACACGUGGCAGUUGGGGGAAAACCCCUGUGGGAGGGGACUUGGCUCCUGGUCCGGUCGCACGGUCUCGGAGCUUUCCAGCCGCUAAGCGCCACGUCAAGGAGCAGCUGCCCCUCCCCUCACUUCGAGUCGCACGCGCGGAAGUAAACACCUCUACGUCAUCAGGGCGCGUCCUCGCCUUUCCCCUCCCAUCUCUUCAGAUCGGUGGACGUGCUCACCUCCGCUCGGGGCCAGGUCUAUGUCCCGGUUUCCCGCUGUCGCGGGCAGGGCGCCAAGGCGGCAGGAGGAGGGUGAGCGGUCAAGAGACCUCCUGGAAGAGCGGCCCUCGGCUGUUUCCAUCGCUGAUAGAGAAGAGAAAGGAUGCACCUCACAGGAGGGAGGAACUACUCCAACUUUUCCUAUUCAGAAACAAAGAAAAAAGCUUAUUCAAGCUGUGAGGGACAAUUCAUUCCUUAUUGUUACUGGAAAUACAGGAAGUGGUAAAACAACUCAACUCCCCAAAUAUCUGUAUGAAGCAGGGUUUUCACAACAUGGUAUGAUUGGUGUGACUCAGCCACGAAAAGUAGCUGCCAUAUCAGUUGCACAGAGGGUGGCCGAAGAAAUGAAAUGCACCUUGGGAUCCAAAGUAGGAUACCAAGUUCGAUUUGAUGAUUGCAGCUCUAAGGAGACAGCAAUCAAAUACAUGACUGAUGGAUGUUUACUGAAACAUAUUCUGGGAGAUCCAAAUCUUACUAAAUUCAGUGUCAUUAUUUUAGAUGAAGCCCAUGAGAGAACUCUAACUACAGAUAUCUUAUUUGGUUUGUUGAAGAAACUAUUUCAGGAGAAGUCUCCUAACAGGAAGGAGCAUUUAAAGGUGGUCGUAAUGUCAGCAACUAUGGAAUUAGCCAAACUGUCUGCGUUCUUUGGAAAUUGUCCAAUAUUUGAUAUACCUGGAAGGCUUUAUCCAGUCAGAGAGAAAUUCUGCAAUUUGAUUGGCCCACGAGACAGAGAAAAUACUGCAUAUAUUCAAGCGAUCGUGAAAGUGACCAUGGAUAUCCAUUUGAAUGAAAUGGCUGGAGACAUCUUGGUUUUUCUAACUGGCCAGUUUGAAAUCGAAAAAAGUUGUGAGUUACUUUUUCAGAUGGCAGAGUCUGUUGAUUAUGAUUAUGAUGUUCAAGAUACCACCCUAGAUGGCUUGUUAAUAUUGCCAUGUUAUGGAUCUAUGACAACAGAUCAACAGAGGAGAAUAUUUUUGCCACCUCCACCUGGAAUUAGAAAAUGUGUCAUCUCCACCAAUAUUUCUGCAACAUCUUUGACAAUAGAUGGAAUCAGAUAUGUGGUAGAUGGUGGCUUUGUGAAGCAGUUAAAUCACAACCCCAGAUUAGGAUUAGACAUCCUGGAGGUGGUUCCAAUUUCAAAGAGUGAGGCAUUACAGCGAAGUGGCCGAGCUGGCAGGACUUCCUCAGGAAAAUGCUUUCGAAUAUAUAGUAAAGAUUUUUGGAACCAGUGUAUGCCUGACCAUGUAAUCCCUGAGAUUAAGAGAACUAGUUUGACAUCUGUAGUUCUGACCUUAAAGUGCCUUGCCAUACAUGAUGUCAUAAGAUUUCCCUAUUUGGAUCCACCUAAUGAGAGACUUAUUCUGGAAGCUCUUAAACAACUUUACCAGUGUGAUGCUAUUGACAGGAGUGGCCAUGUGACCAGAUUGGGUUUGUCUAUGGUGGAGUUUCCUCUCCCGCCACAUCUCACAUGUGCAGUAAUAAAGGCUGCUUCUCUGGAUUGUGAGGAUCUACUACUUCCAAUAGCAGCAAUGUUGUCUGUGGAAAACGUCUUCAUUAGACCUGUUGAUCCAGAGUACCAGAAGGAAGCAGAACAGAGACAUCGAGAAUUGGCAGCUAAAGCUGGAGGAUUUAAUGACUUUGCAACUUUAGCUGUCAUCUUUGAACAAUGCAAAUCAAGUGGAGCUCCAGCUUCAUGGUGCCAAAAACACUGGAUUCAUUGGAGGUGCUUAUUUUCUGCAUUUCGUGUAGAAGCUCAACUUCGAGAAUUAAUCAGGAAACUUAAACAGCAAAGUGAUUUCCCAAGAGAGACAUUUGAAGGCCCUAAACAUGAAGUGCUACGAAGAUGUCUUUGUGCAGGCUAUUUCAAAAAUGUAGCCCGAAGAUCUGUGGGGAGAACGUUUUGCACAAUGGAUGGGCGUGGAAGCCCAGUUCACAUUCAUCCUUCCUCAGCACUUCAUGAACAGGAAACCAAACUUGAAUGGAUCAUUUUUCAUGAGGUAUUAGUUACCACCAAAGUCUACGCAAGAAUUGUGUGUCCGAUUCGUUAUGAAUGGGUGAGAGACUUGUUGCCCAAGUUGCAUGAAUUUAAUGCACAUGAUUUGAGCAGUGUGGCUCGACGUGAAGUGAGAGAAGAUGCAAGGAGAAGAUGGACAAAUAAGGAAAAUGUAAAGCAGCUAAAGGAUGGAAUAUCAAAAGAAGUCCUAAAGAAAAUGCAAAGAAGAAAUGAUGACAAAUCCAUAUCCGAUGCACGGGCUCGUUUCCUUGAGAGAAAGCAGCAGAGGACCCAGGACCACAGUGACACACUGAAGGAAACAGGCUAAGCCCUGAACCCUCCAAUUCAGGAAGUAGGAAAAGCAGCCAGGAGAUGUGUUUCUACUUUGCCAGUUAUUUCAGACAACACUACCAAGAGGAAGUGGUCAGCAGCUGUUAUUAGCCUAAGGGCUAAAAGCAAAUCAAAGCUUAUAAAUCAAAGCUCAUCAAUACUAAUAAGUGGAAUUUUCAAAGAAAAGAUUGCAUUGCCAUAGUAAUAGGCAUACAUGAAACCAAUGAAAGACAAUACAUGUAACAUUUUCCUCACUUCAAUUCUGCUGGCCUUAACUGGUAUCAAACGCUGUCAUUGAGAUAUUUUCAAAGAACAUUGACUUGUAUUUAAUCAGCGUGUAUUCCAUUUGCAUUGAAGUAUUAAAAAUUAUUUUCCUUAAAUCUCUUUAAGGCCUUCUUGUUGCUAUUAGAAUAGUGUUAUAUCAGGUAUGUGACCAUUUCCUUCAGAAGGCUGAACAUAAGAGAUUUUACUCAGCAAUACUUAGAUGUCUAACUGUUUAAUUGCUACAGAGCUUUAUAGAUAUUUAGAGAAAAGAAUCAAUUAGUAAAUAAAAUUGCCUAUGGCAGGAUUCUUUCUUGAAUUAAUAUUAAUCUUUAAAUUGAUUUUUCUGGGAUUAUACAAAUUCCUUUUUAUAUAAAAGUAUAUUGUUUAAAACAUUAGCUAUAGCCAUUAACCAAAGGACAGAUGAUAUAUAUAUAUAUAUAUAUAUGUAUGUGUGUGUGUGUGUAUGUAUAUAUAUAUAUAUAUAUUCGUUCUUUUUUAGCUGUACCUGCAUACUUAUAUCAGCACCACGUAUGUAGAUGCAACAGUGCUUUCAAACAACCGUUCCAUCGGGCCUACUCUACUGUCUCCAGCUGCUUGGGUAGGACCAAUGAAACAUCCAUUAUGUGGAUCUUGAGAUUUUCAAAGCAGUCAACACUGUUUCACAAGUGUUGCAAAUUGGAACCUUGAGGCUAGCUAGUAUCACACUCAGGCCACACUCAGCACUUACCCACUCUUGUUUACUGCCUUGUAUUCUAGUUAUCUGUGUAUUUGUCUGUCUCUUCACUAGAUUAUACGCUCCUUGUGGGCAGGGACUAUGUCUUUUUCAUCUUUGUAUCUUUCAUGGCACCUAGCAUAGUGCUUUGCACAUAGUAGUCACUCAAUGUUUGUUAAAUAAAGCUAUUAGUGUCAUUAAACUCAAAA
Microcebus murinus (gray mouse lemur) is the source of this 4188-nucleotide messenger RNA. RefSeq names its product DEAH-box helicase 40 (gene DHX40). NCBI's taxonomy places the organism in Eukaryota, Metazoa, Chordata, Mammalia, Primates, Cheirogaleidae. The record is from RefSeq and is a predicted model, not a curated record. Gene Ontology annotation, cellular component: intracellular anatomical structure. Gene Ontology annotation, molecular function: 3'-5' RNA helicase activity; RNA binding; ATP binding.